AUUCUUCUCUCUCUUAGCAAUGGCAUUCCCUUCAAUUCCAUUCCUUGUCUUUUUUUGCCUCUUAUUCCCUUCCCUCAUUGCCUCCUCUCCAACCCUACAAGACCCUGAACUAGUAGUCCAAGAAGUACAUAGGAAACUGAAUGUCUCGAGAAGAAAACUGGGGUUCCUGUCAUGCAACACAGGCAAUCCCAUUGACGACUGCUGGCGUUGCGACCCCAAUUGGGAAGAGAACCGCCAGAAGUUAGCUGACUGUGCGAUUGGAUUUGGCAAGAAUGCGAUAGGUGGUAAGGAUGGUGAAAUUUACGUGGUGACGGAUUCUGGAGAUGAUGAUCCCGUUAAUCCUAAGCCGGGAACGCUCCGCUAUGCUGUUAUUCAAGACCAGCCUUUGUGGAUUAUAUUUGCACGAGACAUGGUUAUUCAAUUGAAGGAGGAGUUGAUAAUGAACUCAUUCAAGACCAUUGAUGGUAGGGGGGCUAGUGUGCACAUUGCUAAUGGCCCAUGCAUUACCAUUCAAUACGUGACCAACAUUAUCAUACAUGGGGUUCACAUACAUGAUUGUAAGCAAGGGGGGAAUGCUAUGGUGAGGGACUCCCCACGACACUAUGGGUGGAGAACCAUAUCGGACGGGGAUGGUGUGUCGAUUUUUGGUGGGAGCCACGUAUGGGUUGAUCAUUGCUCGUUGUCCAACUGCAAUGACGGGCUGAUUGAUGCCAUCCAUGGAUCAACGGCUAUCACAAUUUCGAAUAAUUACAUGACUCACCAUAAUAAGGUCAUGCUAUUGGGACAUAGUGACUUGUAUCCCCAAGACAAGGGCAUGCAAGUAACAAUUGCCUUUAAUCACUUCGGAGAAGGACUUGUGCAAAGAAUGCCUAGAUGUAGACAUGGUUACUUUCACGUCGUGAACAAUGACUACACUCACUGGGAGAUGUACGCAAUUGGAGGCAGCGCCGCACCCACUAUCAACAGCCAAGGCAAUAGAUUUCUUGCUCCGAAUGACAGAUUCAACAAAGAGGUGACGAAAUAUGAAGAUGCAGCAGAAAGUGAGUGGAAGAACUGGAACUGGAGAUCAGAAGGGGACCUCAUGUUAAAUGGUGCAUUUUUCACGGCCUCUGGUGCUGGUGCCUCGUCGAGCUAUGCUAAGGCAUCGAGCUUAGGAGCCCGGCCGUCUUCCCUAAUUACCUCCAUCACCGCCGCCUCCGGUGCCCUAAACUGUAGGAAGGGCUCACGAUGCUAAAAGCUACUAGACAUCGUGGCCUAACACAGCCGUGUAUAUGAAUUUGAUUGUCACACUGCUUGAUAGUCUAAACAUCUCCAAGUUUAUGCACUA
Messenger RNA from Sesamum indicum (sesame), 1327 nucleotides. RefSeq names its product putative pectate lyase 22. NCBI's taxonomy places the organism in Eukaryota, Viridiplantae, Streptophyta, Magnoliopsida, Lamiales, Pedaliaceae. The record is from RefSeq and is a predicted model, not a curated record. Gene Ontology annotation, molecular function: pectate lyase activity.